Molecule: messenger RNA, 5703 nt
Organism: Penicillium angulare
Lineage: Eukaryota; Fungi; Ascomycota; Eurotiomycetes; Eurotiales; Aspergillaceae
Product: putative Rho guanyl nucleotide exchange factor
Exons: 3
Coding region: 1-5703 (1900 amino acids)
Biological process (GO): intracellular signal transduction
Molecular function (GO): guanyl-nucleotide exchange factor activity
Source: RefSeq, a predicted model, not a curated record
AUGUCUGGCAGCGGUAUCGAACAGUCUUCUGGCAUCCGGCAUCCCCAGCCGCCUCCGUUUGGGCGACAAUCAUCAGCUCCCACUUAUGGCCAAUCCCCAUCCGAUGCUCAUAGUCUCACCGAUCACACCUUUCCCCCCUCUACCACCUUGACGAACACCACGUAUCCCUCCCGCCGAUCGGGCCUCGACUCGACCCGUGCCGCUUCCUCAACCCACCUUCCCUCUAGCGGUCAAACCGAGGGCCUAACUGGGCGUGACUCUCCCGAUCCCGACGAUUUUUAUCGACAAACAGGUCCUUUGUCAGCACCCCUUAAGGCAAGCUUCGGAGAUGUGAUGGAUGCAAGGUACAGCAUGGCUGCGGCCCCAUCCAAUCUAAAUGAGAGAGUCUCCGCCGUGCCAGCAAACGUCCUAGACCCUUCACGCACAAGACGCCCAAUCCCUCGUUCCAUAUCUGAUUCGCCGACUUUGGGAGGUGGUCCCUCGGCCGAUGCGUCUUCGACACGCCCCUCAUUCAGAUCUAGGCAGCCUUCCUUUAGAGACCUGGUUAAUAAGUUCAACAAUACGUCUGACUCAGUGCUCCCUCUGCCCACUACUUCUCAAACCACAUCACGCACAGCGAGUCCAACUGGUAGUGAUCGCGGAUCCGAACGCUCCAAUCCUUUGUCGCGACGUCGUCAACCGCGCGAAUCUCUGCCAUCCUCCUUCAAUACUAGCAACCCCAGGCUGCAGGUGGAGUCACUUCAGAGCGAGGAACCGCCGAACCAUUUGACCACCUCGAUCCCCCCUCCGCUCUUCCAACGAGUCACGGAACCUCAUUCGCGGAGACAGCUAUUCGGUGAAUUGUUAACUCUCAAUACGCAAUUCAACAACCCAGGACUAGGAGUUCCUGGGCACGCGAGACGUCGAGGCUCUGACGGAAGCAUAGCGAGUCCGAACCCGGCCUUUUUAAAUCAAGCAAAUCUUGCUCAGCCGCCUUUAACUCCUACCGCGUGGUAUCUUGGAAAAGCGAAUUCUCUUGAGGCAGUUCAAUCGAACGCGAAUAGAAGUCUCAGUCACCGCAGAUCUCGGAGUGAUUUUGUGAGCCCGGCCGGCGAAUCCCUUGCCGAUCCGUGGAAUCCGGAGAUGGCGGUCUCAGCUCCCUUGCAGCAGGGAAAGCCUGGUGACGGCUCCCCGGGCAGUCCGAAUUCCAGAUCCCGCAUUCCAGUUUCCUCGCACCGCCUCAGCUCUGGUUCCGGUACGGAGCCUCUCUCACCUACCGCCAAUCUCACAUUCAGCAACCGAUCAAAUUCCAUUCCACUGGCGCCGAAGGGCACCAGCCGCCUACCUAAACCGGCUUCUGGUACUAUAAGUCCUCCCCGCAUGACGGAAGAUGGUCCCGCUUCGUUUGCAAUGACAGCGCGUGGCCGCCGGGACAUGGCCAUUGGCCGAACCCGUCACUCGGUAUCGGUACCUGACCAAAGUAAACUUUUACAAGCCUACGUCUCCGCUCCUCCUCCUAAAAAGUCACCACCAUUGCGCAGUUCACGACCUCGAAAAACGGUUUCCAUUGCUGGCCCGCCAACACCACGUUCUCCUGAAAUUGGGAGGCGAUUGUCUUCGUUACAAAAAGUUGCCGACCGUAGCACAGACCGGAAUUCUCGUCGAUCCCGCCAAUUACCCGAAUUGGGCAACGUGGAUUUCGAAACUCGUCGACAGCGUAUUCAGCAGGCCUUCAACCGAACCGUCCAAGAGAAUGAACGAAAGGAAGAGGAGGCAGCCGAAUUGCGACGCCGUACACGAGUGGACAUGGUGCCUGAGUAUCUCGAGGAUGAUCAGACAACACCGAGCACUACAAAUAACAACAUUCCAUUAUCCGCAGAAAUGUCCACCACAGUGACGAAACCCACACAACCUGCGAUGGAGGAGGCGAGGGGACCUUAUGCCACACCCCAGCUUCAUCUGAAUACGUCUGUCCCGAUCCCGGAGGAGGAUGUCCAUAACACAACAAUGGAUUCGCCGACACUCGGCUUGCCGGAUGGAUCAUCAAAUGGUGCACAGCACUCGAACGCCCCCGAAAGCCCCACGCCGGAUUCAGCAGGCUCUGAUGGCACUCACAUCGAUCUCGAGCCGCAAACCAAUUUUAUUUCACGAAAGCCUAGCGCGGCUGAAGCUCACCGUACUUUGCUAAACCAUAUUAUGCAGAUUCGGGAAUCAAGCUCUAGCAGUGAGUGUGAUGAGAAUGAUUGCAGCUCUGAGAAUGAAGAAAAACAGUCGGUGAAGAUGAUGCUUGGUGGGAAAUCGUACUUCAGAACCUCGAGCAGCGUGAAUGCCGAAGAAGCUGCACAUGCCGCUAUGGAGCAUUCUAAAGGCGUCGCUCGUCCACCCGAUAACAGAUGGAGCAUGAGCUCCUGGUCAUCUUCCCUCCAAAAUCAGGAUUCUGUUUGCGAUGAAGAGGACAGCGGCGACGACUUGAUUCUCCAGAGACCAACACCAUCAAAGGAGGAACCGUCACAAGAAUCUAGCUCAAUUGUUUCCACACGCCCGGCAUCUUUUGCAGAUGAUGAGCAUGAAGAAGGACCCGUCCAGGAUCUGGGAUUGACCGGCCCCUCUACCAUGGAAAAACAACAAUUCGCAGCAGCCAACUUCUUCGCCACGCCUCCAAGUUUAGCCAAGAAGGGAAAAUGGGACCCACGCCGCGCAACACAACUAUAUCUGGAGCAGUUGACUCAAGGCAGGGCAGCCGACCUUGGCUUAGCUGCAACUCGAGUUUCUCCCGCCUUUCCAUCAGCAACGCGUCCAUCCCCCGGCCUUCCAUCCGUUCCAGAGCCACCUGCCCAGCACCAUUACCACCCAGAGCCUUAUACUAGGACGAAAGAAAGCAGAGACAACAUCCUGCGCGGUGUGAAGGUGCCAGAAAUGCAUGUUGAACCCCCAAAAAAUAACCUAGGAGAAGAGCCAGUAGUGGUCCCCAGGUUCCAGGAACCUAAUGUCACUGCUGCACGAAACUCUCAUACGGCUAGCUUAGUUGGACCGGAUGAUUGGGAAGAUGCUUCACCAUCCAUUAUGGACUGGAUGCAGGUUGCUGCUGAGGGCGAUGGAAUCACGCCAGCAGACGAACGGGCGGACUUUAUGCCCGAUGGCCAUGGCCAUUCACAUGAUCACCACGACCAUGAAGCUUUGCUGGAUCCUUCCAUUGCGCGGAAGAAUGUUCACGUGCAGCCUCAAAUCCCCCCGAAGCAGCAGGUUCCGUCUGCACCACGCGAAAUCGCCCAUAGCGCAGAGAGUAGUGAAUCUUCCUCGCUGCAGCAGAUUGAUCAUAGCCACUCCGAAAAAGCCGAAUCUUCUGCUACGUCUCUAGGCAUAGCCCCCGAGCAUCUGCUACGGGCUGAUCAAAGAGCUGAGCAGCUAAAGAAAUUAUCUCCUUCUCCAGAACAAAGGAAGUUGAAGAAACGCCGCCAUGUUAUCAAGGAACUGGUCGAUACCGAACAUACCUUUGGCCAAGAUAUGAAGGUCGUGGAAGAUAUAUACAAGGGCACCUCUGGAUCGUGCUUGGAUCUCUCCCCCGAUGAUGUGAAAACACUUUUCAGCAACUCCGCAGAAAUUGCUCAGUUUUCUCAGACUUUCCAAGACGCACUCAAGCAUGCUGCUAAAAGCAUCUACGUCAUGCCCAAGUCCCAGCGCUUUAGCAGUAAACGCAACACUAAUCGUCCUGCCUCCCAGGCUGUCGAGGAGCAGAGUCUGCCAGAAGCAGGUGUUUCAGACCUUGAGAAAGAUAGAGGCACCUCGAUCGGUGAAGCGUUUGUCACUCACAUGAUGCAUAUGGAAAAGGUCUAUUCCGAGUACCUGAAGAACUACGAUUCUGCCAACAAGAAACUGCAGGCUCUCCAGCAAAACCCGAAAGUUGUUAUUUGGCUGAGAGAAUGUCGACAAUGGGCGGAUGAUCUGACUACCGCUUGGGAUUUGGAUUCGUUACUGGUGAAGCCUGUGCAGCGAAUUCUUAAAUACCCUCUCCUUCUAAACGAGUUGCUGGAGGCUACGCCAGUCGAUCAUCCUGACCGUGUCCAACUUGUGAAUGCGCGAACUGAAGUUACCAAUGCAUCCGUUCGAAUCAAUGAGAUGAAGAGACGUGCCGAUGUUGUGGAGCAAGUGGUUGGCCGCAAACGAAAUCAAUCUGAUGUUCGUGCUGGUCUGUCCAAGGCUUUCGGUCGUCGAACAGAGAAGUUCCGCCAACAGGUCGGAAUUGUGGAUAUGUUUGAAGACAGAGAUUACGACAUGCUAGCUGCAGCCUUCGGCGAAGGAUUUUUCCAUCUUCAAGUGGUUAUGCGUGACGUGGAAAUGUAUACACGGGAGAUGACACUUUGUAUGGGCCAACUAAAUUCCUUCAUCCUUGGAAUUGAGGCCAUGAUGAAUGUCUCACCCUCGAAUUAUCCCGAACUGGAGAGCAAGUGGCGUCAGUUCAAGGCUGCGACAAAGGAUGUCACUGUUGUUGCCUUGCCUGAACAUAUUACAUUGGUUCGAGAAACUGUUAUUCAACCAAUGAUUACGCUACUUAAACUUCAUGAGGGUCCGCAACGAGUGAUGAAAAAGCGAGACAAACGUUUGCUUGACUAUGGACGCUUCAAAUCUAUCACAGACCGCGGCGAUAAACCCGAUAAGAAGACAGCUGAGAAUGGUGAACAGUUCAUUGCCUUGAAUGAAACUUUGAAAGAAGAGCUACCCAGGCUCUUUAAACUCACCGCCAAGCUGAUGGACGCGUGCCUCAAGAACUUCGUCCAAGUGAGCACCAGCUUCUGGGACGUUAUGCAGAAGAAGAUUGCACCACAGGUGGAUUUAUUCCCUGAGGAAUGGGAACAGGUGAUCAGCGAGUGGAGCAGCGACUACAACUUUGCUGAAGCUCAAAUCUUUUCCCUCGGAAUUGCCAACGGGUCUCUUCUCGCCGACAGUGUGAACUUGGUCAACUUCAAUACACCUACAGUGGGAGGCGGUGUUAAUUCACCUCGACGACCUUCUUUCAGCUCGGCUCGGCGAACAUCCACUGCCAACAGUUCUACCCACCGCCGAUCUAUUGCAGAUGAUUCACCACAUGUCUCCCAAGAAUACACUGGCGUCACCUCGCUCUUCCAGUCUCCCCGCAUAGACAGCUUUUCUACAGCUGCGUCUACGAAUCGACACCGUUCUGGCUCCACUUUCUCUGCACGUGGACAAUCCGAUUCUCCAGAUACCUCACGCAGCUUACAACAUGUGACUCAAGCCCAGCCAUCCGCGUCUGGUACAUCCGAUACCCGCGGCUCUGAGGAAUUUCCCAGCCUACUACCUGCAUUAAGUAUUGAUGGGCCUUUCCUCGCUGAUAUCCUGAAAGCUACGUCUACGUCCACUGACAACGAACGGCCACCGACCCCGUCAAGAUACUCUGGCUUUUUCUCGUCUGCAAUGCCGAUGACUGAUGGCCCCGACGAGCAAGAGUAUGAUGCAUCGCAAAACAAUCUGCCCAACCCUGCCAAUACCAAGGCGCCUCAGGUUUUAUUCCUUGCAGCAAGUCUCUACGAAUUCAGUAUUGACAAAACCCGCCGAGAGGCAGGAUAUGUCUACUUGACCUACGUCGCAGGAGAGAUCUUCGAUGUGAUCGGUGAAAAGGGCGAAUUAUGGCUUGCUCGCAACCAAGACGACUCCUCAAGCCAAGUUGGGUGGAUUUGGAACAAGCAUUUCGCCAAGUUGUCUUCUUAA